AAAUCAGUCCAACAGUGAAUUUUGGUGAAUUCAAAAUCCUUUUCUCCGAUGGCGCAGGUGCUAGGCAAAUGGGUUAAGCUGGCUCAGAUGGGAACUGGGCCUGGAGCUAGAAGCUCACACGCCAUCGCCGUUGUAGGACAGAAAGCCUAUGCUUUUGGCGGCGAGUUCAGCCCCCGCGUCCCGGUGGACAACAAGCUCCACGUCUUCGAGCUAGAAACCCUAACAUGGUCUGUCGCCAACGUAACUGGCGACAUCCCCCCUCCGCGCGUCGGGGUCUCGAUGGCAUCCAUCGGGGAAGUCGUCUACGUUUUCGGUGGCAGGGACAGUACCCAUUCGGAGCUCAACGAACUAUACUCCCUUGACACGCGGACGAACAAAUGGACCCUCCUUUCCAGCGGCGAUGCCAGCCCCCCUCAUCGGAGUUACCACUCCACGACCACCGAUGACCGACGCGUGUACAUAUUCGGUGGGUGCGGCGUCGCCGGAAGGCUCAACGAUUUAUGGGCCUAUGAUGUCAUUGACGGAAAGUGGAUUCAGUAUCCAAACCCAGGAGAAAACUGCAAGGGUAGGGGAGGGCCUGGCCUGGCCGUGGCCCGAGGAAAAAUAUGGGUCAUAUAUGGGUUCGCCGGAGUGGAAAUGGAUGAUGUGCAUUGCUUUGACCCGGUUCAUGGACUAUGGACCCAAAAGGAGACCCACGGGGAGAAACCUACGGCUCGGAGUGUAUUUUGCACCAUCGGCAUCGGAAAAUACAUAAUCAUAUACGGCGGGGAGGUGGACCCAAGUGACUUGGGCCACCUCGGUGCAGGGAAGUUUACCGGAGAGGUUUAUGGGCUAGACACGGAGACAUUAGAGUGGAAGAAGUGGGAGGAUGGGCCGGGGUCAGAUAAUCAUCCUGGGCCUAGGGGGUGGUGUGCAUUUGGCAAGGGUUGCAGGGGUGGGCAAGAGGGACUGCUGGUGUAUGGUGGCAACUCUCCUACCAAUGAUCGGCUUGAUGACAUUUCCUUCUUUACUCCUCUGUAUUGAUGGAAUUGAAAACCAAUGGUUGGUGUGUUAGGUUAUGAUGAAUAAUGUUAAAUAUUUAAAAAUGUGGGUUUCGGGUUUUGGGUUUUUUUUUUUUUUUUUGUUGCACAAUAAGAGAUAAUUAUAUUUCAUACCUUAUUCUGUCAUAUGAUUUGAACUCAAUAUAUCUUAUUUUCAGUAGAAAAAAAUGAUCACUGAACUAUUUAGCUCGUUGACGGUUUUUGGGUUUUAUGUGUUGUAUUAAAAGACAUGAUAAUAA
Messenger RNA from Rubroshorea leprosula, 1279 nucleotides. NCBI's taxonomy places the organism in Eukaryota, Viridiplantae, Streptophyta, Magnoliopsida, Malvales, Dipterocarpaceae. The record is from the annotation of a GenBank genome assembly.